AAAAGCAGUUUGUUAUGUUACACUUUGUUCUCACUCUAGACUCAUUUAUGUAUUUUUUUUAUUAAACAAAUUAUGGAGAACUUUAAAUCUACUGUCAUGGUAGAUGUUGAGUUUUAAAAUAAUUAGGAGUAAGCUCGUAUCGAUGGGAUUUAGGAAUACGCUAACAUUUAAGGGCGCCAGUAUCUGUAAUAAAUCAAUAUUGGACACUUAAUUAGCAAAAUGUAAUACCAUCAAUUAACAGUUCACUUAAAAAAUAAAGAUUUAAGCCACUGAAUAUGACAAUAGUAAUAACUCAAGUAGUUUCCUGUUUAGUUAUACAUUACCAAAGCAAAAAUAUUACACAUAAAUUAAAACAAUUAGAAUAUUAGGUUACACCUUGAAGUGCACAACCUUUAUUUAUAAUAUGGUUUUAAUACACCUCACUAUAACAGCUUAGAGCGGCACUGCUUCAAAUAUGCAGUAUCUCAGCAGAUAAUGCUGAUAAUACUCUGUUUCUUGUUCCACUUCAACAUUAACUAAAAGAAAAACAAGAAUGCAAAACACAGAAGAUAGAUUGUUGGGUGUCAAUCCUGGUCUUGAUUUUUGGCACAAAACACAGGCUUCUGUUGACUCUACAGUUUCUCAAAAACACACAAAUAGAAAAUCAUCUUGUUACACUUCAAAUCUUUGAAUUCAUCUAAUGCUGAGAGUCAAGUGAAGUUUCGCUGCAAGUUUUGUUGACAAUUCUGGUCAGCUGGGACUCAGAAAGUGUGUUUCAUAUGUUGUAUACAUGAUACCUGAAUUUUAUUAACAAUACUUUCCUUUGAAAAAUAUAAACAUGUUUCUCUAUAAACCUUUUUUUUUUCAUUUACCAAAAGAAGUCAAGGAUCUCAAAUGUUAAAUCUUAUCCAAACACGCUGACUGUACAAAAUAAUCUGAAAUUUAAAUCAGGAACUCUGCGAUCAAACGACGAGUAAACAAAGAUUAUGUAUUGGACCAGAUAUGUGAUACCACAUUUCUUAACUAUAAUGGAUGGGGAGAUGUGGUGCUACCAGAAACCUGGGUUUGAAGCCCUCCUGCUCGCUGAACUGCAAAGACAACAACAGUGCAGCCAGUUCUGUGACACUCUGCUCAAGGCAGAAGGUGUUUCAGUGCCAGCACACAGUUGUAUUCUCUCAGCUAUCAGCCCCCACUUCUCCUCUGCUCUGUCCUCCACACCGGCGCCCCCAGCUGGUCAGAGUCGUCUCCUGGAGUUUCGGGCUCUUGGCACCUGCACGCUGCUCCACAUGGUCAGACUGUUGUACUCGGGGGAGAUGGCAGGGGAGGGGGAAAAGGAGAAGCAAGAGGCUAUUUCUGCUGCGGCCAAGCUUGGCAUCCACGGGCUUGUGGAAGUGACAAAAAGAGAUCGUAAAAGGAGAAAUGGGGAAGGAGACUGCCAGCACACAGAGGUGGGAGUGCAGACAGAGCCACUGAUACUUGAGGACAGUGAGGCGAGACAGGGCAAGUGGAGGAGAGAGGUGAGGGAUGGGAGCACACUUCUGUGGAAAGAGAUGCUGUCAACUGGUGAAAAAGACUCAUGGACGCAGACAGAAGAGCUGCAGGUAAACACUGCUCCCUCUCAUCACCCUGCAGCCUCCCUUGAAACCAUUGAUAUGACUGCUCUACAGAGUUUAGGACAGACAGACUCCCAUCUUGUUCCCCCUCAAAUUCCCUACGUUCCCAUAUCCCUCGCCUACCCACCAGAUGCAAAUCAAACACCCCAACCUUCCUCUGCUCCUGCAGCUUCUUUUCAGGCAUCCUCUGCUGCUGGACACACACCUGUUGCUGUUGUGGCACCACCGUACUCCUCUGCACCCCCGUCCCUCCUUCCUUUUUCCAGCCAAGCGAUCCCAUCGGGUGCUGACCCUCAUAGCUGGUGGGCUGGCCCUCAAGGAGCAGGCAGAGAUGUCACUGCGGGUGAAGAAUGGGAGGAGGAGCAGCUCGAGCAGUUUCAGGACAACAUCCCAGGAUUUAUCAGUUACUUCCUGAACCCGGACAGAGUGGAGGAGCCCUGCAGAGGGCGACCACAGAGACAGCGGGGAGCCGGAGAUGGAGGUGCCAGGAGGGCCGGGACAGGUGAGAGACGAGCCAGGAGACCACGAGCAAGAACAGGAGGGAGGGGACGCGGAGGGUUAACGCAGACGGUGGAUGUGCAGGACGUGGGGGUGAGCAGGCUGCAGAAGCUGUUCCUGCAGAGGUGGGGCAUGCAGGCGUGCAGGACGAGUCAGGGCGGAGGAGCUGUAGGCAGGAAGUUGUACCUGAAGACCAGAGAGCUUCUGAAGAAGAGCUGUCAGAGGAGAAGGGGGCGCGGUAAAGCAUGGGAUUUCAUCCAAAGUGGAGAACUUCUGCCCUACAGUGAGAUUGGAGGAGGAGGGAAAACGCGACGUGGGAGGAGGACUACAACGCAGGAGUUGAAACAGGACCCUGUCGGCAGGCCUCAGAGGGCGAGAGCCAAAUCAGCAACAUCAGCUUCCCCUUCAUCUACUCAGAGACCAUUCUACAACUCCCGUACCUUGCCUGCGCCCAGCCUCUCCCUGCAGCCUUCUCCGUCUCCCAGCCCGAUGUUACCUGCAGCUUCCUACGCCGGUCCAGCAUCGUCCCUCCUCCACACCACCUCCCUUCCUCCCCCAGCCCCUCCUUCUCAUGAGGACCAGCCAGAGCACUUUGAUCGUCUUCUGGAGGAAGUGAUAAUGGGCCUCGACUGUUCCUCUUCUAUCAACACUUUUUCCCAAAACAAACAACAAAGUCAUACCACUGGCCUCCUGGAUGCAGGUCCAGGUCUUCAUGGAGCCGGCAGAUCCAGUUCUGCAAAUGGUGAGAUGCCAAUUCUGCAACAGAAGGGAGAGGGGGAGCUGACCGAGAUGCUGGAGCACUUCCUGCAGUCCUUUGAGCAACAUAUUGACAGCUGCACUGCCAGGGAAGAGGAAGAGAUGGCCGGCGAUGGCACCACAGAGGCCAACCAGCCGUACACUGUCCUGAGCAAAUACAGCAGAACCAAGAUCCAGAUCACAGCCCCUCACACUCCUCAUCCACAGCGUAUACACACCACCCGUCCUGCACAGGCACGCCGUCCAAUCAGACACCCUGAUGAAACACCACAGAGUCGCUCACAGCCACGCAAGUCAUCUCCCCGCAGCGCAGCUCCACCCAAACACACUGAGGGAACAUCGGGGAGAGUCAGAGCCAAACGGCCGAGAAGGAGAAAAACAAAACAGUAUCUGUUCUCAUUGGAGAAACGGAGGGUGAAGAAGUCUGUGUCACUGAGUGACGCAAAGACCAAAAUCGUACCCGACCGAGGAGACAAGCAGCUACAGCAGAUGCCUGUGGUGCAACUAGAGAGGAGCGGCCCGCUGCCAGUGAAAGUUACAUUGCAGAGUCGCAGCUGUCAGAGUCUGGAAGUCAAGAGUCCUGCAAAAACAAAAACCAGUUCAUCAUCGGUGAAAUCACCACGUGUCCGCUUAUGGGACGAGAAUCAGCUGGUCUCAUGGAGCAAAAAGACCUAUCCAAUCAGGAGUAGAUUUAAGGAAGCACAUAUCACAGACAGUAUGCCCUUUCUUGAACAGCCACUUACAGACAAACGACCACCACAGUCAGCACGCCAGCCAGGUCGAUUGCGAGGCAGGCCCUGUAAAAAUAGACAGCCUCUGAGUUUAUCUAAUGAUGAGAGUCCCACAUCUCCAGUUCAGCUGCAGCCUGUAGAGCCCUGUGUAAGGGAUGAACAACUAGAAAGCAAUCAAGAGAGACGUGAAGAAGAAUUGACUGUGCUGCCACAGGAAGAGACAACAGCAGGGAGGAGGACGAAGAGAGGCGCAGAGGACAGGAGCGAUGACACCAGUGUGGCCAAGAAGGUCUGCUUUGAGCAAAUGACACAGCCAAUGUCUGAGACGUGUUUACCCAGCUCUGAAUCUGCAGACCAUGUGUCUGAAACAGCAGCCUUGGAGACUGAGGACUUGAUCGAUGUUGAGACCGUCUCGCUGACCAGCGUAGAAGACACUUUACAAAGAAAAGAACAAGAAGCAAAAACAGCGUGGAGUGAAAUCAAACUUGAAGAGGCUGGUCAGAACGGAGAGGGAAGGGAAAGUUUGACGGAUGAAGAGAUGGAGAGCAGUGGCGAUGAGAUAAUCGAUGUGGACGGAGACUCUGUCGGGAGCACCAGCCUGAAGAGAGAAGAUGACUGCCGAGAGCGGGCGCAAAAGAUCUGCCGCCAGAACAGAACGGCGUUUGUUCAAGUGAAGCCUCCUGCUUCCAAAGAGGACAGUCUGGGGUCAACAGGAAGCUGGGAAGAGGACAGAGACGAAGACAUCGAUGUGAUUGGAGGGUCCAGUCCCCUCCCAGAUCCAGUGAUCAUCAGCUGGACAGAGUCUUCAGGCAGCGAGGAAGAGGAAGGAGACGAGGAGAUUGACGUUAGCGGAGAAAAGACAGACUACACAUCAUGAGCCGUCUUCAUUAGUUUGAAGUCAAGGUGAGUAGGUGAGCUUGUUAACAGAAAAUACCACCCUGAGGUGCUCUUACAUUAGUGUCUAUGACGACCACCCCGGUGCAAAAAGAAAGUGUGUCUUCUUCAGUUUCUUACAUUUACCAGAAAACAUCCCUGAAUUUGUUUAAGUUGGCCGUUGUGGGUUCAUUAUAAAUGUUCAUUGACUGUGAUGUGUGAACUGUCUUCUGUUUUUAUCAUGUUCAAACACACUGACAAUCACUUUGAGGGACUUUCUUUUUUCUAUUCCAUCAGUGUUUAGGAAUAGCUGCGAGCAUGUUGAAAGACAGAAAAGAUGUGCAUCAUAAUGCAUUUAAUGAGCCACAAAACAAGACUGUGUAGUUUACUUAACAAUUGUCAAACUGUCAAAGGUGACUGGGAUCGUUCCUUUUUUGUACUUCUUAGAUAUUUAAACCAUUGAUUUUAUGUAAAGAGUUACAAGGUUGUUACUGUUAAGCAGAAAUGUUCAGCAAAGUUUGACUGUGGAGUGUUGAAAACAACACUUGGCGAGCAGUUUAGUGAAAGUAUUCACUUGAAAAAUCAGGUUCAUGUAUCGUCAAAGGAAUUAAUAGUUGUUUUAUUAGUUGUAAAUAUGACUAUGACUGUAUUAGUUGUAAAUAUGAUUGAUAAUGUCAGCCUCUGUUCUGUUUGUGAAUGUUCCAGGAAAACUCGUCUUCCUUGUUUUACUGAUUGUACAAUAAAAAUUUCUCUUUGA
Thunnus maccoyii (southern bluefin tuna) is the source of this 5207-nucleotide messenger RNA. RefSeq lists its product as uncharacterized. Gene Ontology annotation, biological process: positive regulation of transcription elongation by RNA polymerase II. The record is from RefSeq and is a predicted model, not a curated record. Lineage: Eukaryota; Metazoa; Chordata; Actinopteri; Scombriformes; Scombridae. The transcript is spliced from 6 exons. Gene Ontology annotation, molecular function: protein binding. Bases 966 to 4454 code for a protein of 1162 amino acids.